This is a messenger RNA of Chenopodium quinoa (quinoa), 3210 nucleotides long. Its product is annotated as protein tesmin/TSO1-like CXC 3. Gene Ontology annotation, molecular function: DNA-binding transcription factor activity. The record is from RefSeq and is a predicted model, not a curated record. Bases 114 to 2711 code for a protein of 865 amino acids. Lineage: Eukaryota; Viridiplantae; Streptophyta; Magnoliopsida; Caryophyllales; Amaranthaceae. The transcript has 11 exons.
UUUUCAUCCUCUACAUAUCUCCUGACUAAUAGCAGUCAGUUUCAGGUGAUGAGGGUUCAACUUUCAACUACAGCUGCAACAUUUCUCAAUUAGGGUUAGGGUUUUUCGCAAAAAUGGACACUCCAGAAUCUAAAUCUACUCCUGCUAACACCCGCAAAAUCAAAUUAAUCAAUCCUUCUCCAUCAGAUUCUUCUGCUUUUCAAGAUUCACCUGUAUUCAAUUACUUAAGCAACCUAUCUCCCAUACAGCCUGUCAAAGGUGGACCUGUUGCCCAAGGAUUCCCUGGGCUAGCUUCACCUCCACUUGUAUUUACAUCACCGCGCUUUAAUUCACUAACAAAUUUAUUCAACAGGAAGCUACAAUCUUCUGGGCCUAAUUCAGAAUGUUCUCAAGAUCAUGAUCAUGACAACUGUCACAAAAAUGAAAGGGGACUGGGUGGUUCUAUUAAAAUAGAACCUGAAUUUCAUAAUCGUUUGGCUUAUGGUGAUCAAAAGACUUGCAACACUGAAAAGUUAGUUCCGGAUGCUCAUUGCAGUCCAUCUGGUUGCCUUGAUGAAUUCUUAACCGAUCCCGGCAAUUGUGCAAAUUCUUCACAAAAAUUACAAUCUGACAAUGCCCAACCUUCUCUAGAAGGUGGCUGUUUGGAGAAAAUAGAUGUUGGUAAUGGCAAAGCUCUGGGCCUGAAUGGUUCUGCAUUGCAAAAGGGUAAAAGAAUUUCACAAGCAAAGUCCAGAAUCAGUGUUAGACUGGUGAAAAAUGAACCACGGCAUGUAAUUUCAUCUUCUGAAUGUUCGGGUGCCUCAUCCAGUUUGUUGACAGAUCAUACAUCCGAAAAAUGUCAAACUGGAGAUUCUUUCAAUGAGGCCAGUCAUUUCGAACGUGGCACUCUCAGACGUUGUCUUUUUGAUGAGAGUCAAAGGAUAAAUUCUGUUGAUGGACCUGGUUUUUGGAACCCCAUUGCUAGUGCCCAGAUUCAAGAAUCAGUUAAUAUGUCCACUGGGAAAUUAGGGAGUGAGCAAUUGAACAACUUCUCUAAACCUGCUGUUGAUGCUUGUGUUUCUUCAGUUACUGAUAGUCAUGCUGUUGCCGUCUCCAAGCCGCUAGGUAUAGGGUUGCAUCUGAACAGUGUAGUUUACCCCAGAUCAACGGAUAGUGCAAUUACUAAUCAGCAGUCAUCUGUGAUGAGAGUGGAAAGAAAAAAAUUGCUAUUUCUCACAAACAAUCAAUCAGAUGGAAAGGUUGAUGCCUCUAAUGUAACUGGGAAAGUUUUAAUUAGCUCUGAGGAGAUAGAUCGACAUCAGGCCUGCUCAGUACCGUCGUCUAACAACACCAUAGCUUCAGAAGCUAUCGAACAAUCUAACAAUGCCAUUGAGACAAAGCUACAUGCUGCUUCUACAAUUAUAAAUGAAAAGAUUACAUUAAGUUCAGAUCUUGUGGAAAAUUUUGAGUCUAGUCUUGGAAGCCCAAAUACGAAGAGGAAAAAGACCUCAAGCUCUACGGAUGAUGACACAACCAAGCGAUGUAAUUGCAGAAAGACCAAAUGUUUAAAACUCUAUUGUGAUUGUUUUGCUGCGGGAUUUUACUGUGGUGAAUCAUGUGCUUGCGUAGGGUGCUUUAAUCGACCUGAAUAUGAAGAUACAGUUCUAGAGACAAGGCAACAAAUUGAAUCCAGAAAUCCACUCGCUUUUGCUCCAAAAGUUUUGCAGACUGUCACAGCUUCUCCUACCAGCAGCAAGGUUGUCAGCAAUCUGUCAACUCCAUCCUCGGCAAGGCAUAAAAGAGGAUGCAAUUGCAAAAAAUCUAUGUGUCUUAAGAAAUAUUGCGAGUGCUAUCAGGCUAAUGUUGGAUGCUCUGAAGGAUGCCGUUGUGAAGGAUGUAAAAAUAUAUAUGGAAUAAGAGAAGAUUAUAAUAUUGCCAGAGAAAUUAUGCUUAAGAGAGCAUCUGUUGAAAUGUCAGAAGGAACAAUGACGGUCAAUAAUAGUUUUGUCAGCAGUAGGGCGCACAGUUCUCCUAACCUGACACCAAUUACACCAGCAUUGCAGUGCUCAGACCAGAAAAAGAAUGCUCUCAAAUCUCGGCUACCCUUCAGGAAAUUUUUGCACCCUCCAGAAUCUCAUACUGAUACGUUGACAUCUGAAGAAAACCCAGCUUCUCCAUCAAAUUCACAGAACCAUGGUGAGCUGUUAGAAAAAAAUAAAUGUACGGAUGUAGGUGUCCCUGAUGCAGAGAAAGGCCUGGAGAACACAGAAGACAGAUUAGUACUUGCAGGUGAUGAUGAGUCUGUAAAUGCACACUGUUCGUCCCAAUUGUCUAAACCUGAUGUUAAAAAUAGCAUCUUGAGAAAUAAAUCACAGCCUGAGUCUUUUGCUGAAAGUGGUCCUCUGGCACCAAGUAGUUCUCUUCGAUGGCGAAGCUCACCCAUUACUCCAAUCACACAGUUGACCACUUCUGAACUCAAAGAAUUUGGUACAGGUAGCACACACUUUGACAUGUUUGAAGAUGACACCCCCGAGAUACUGAAGCAGUCACCUACCCCCAUUAAAUCUGUAAAACUGAGCUCCCCUAAUAAGAAGCGGAUCUCUCCCCCUCACAAUCAUAUAAAUUCCUCAGAAUCCCUAAAAAUUAGCCGCAAAUUUGUACUGCGUGCUGUGCCUUCAUUUCCUCCGCUUACCCCGUAUUCCAAAAACAGCAACCUUGACAACAGAGGUUAAGCGUUUUAUUUAGAUACCAGAUUUAUACUUAUUCACAUAUGCAGUUUGAGGCAUCAUAUGGUUUCGUGUAUCACAGCUUGCACCAAUGAGUGCAAAGGUUGGUCUCCUGAACUCUGGAUCUAGAUGUGGAAAAAAAAAUUUGUUGUUUGAGAUCAACUAUCUGGUCUUCUGCUGACAAGCUGCAUCAUGAUAUUAUGAACUCCAACUGGUCGCAUACACCAUAAUCUGAAUCAUAUUCUGCUUGUAUUUGCCGAGAUCUCAAGAUGUAACCUCCUUUCAGUUUCCCUCUCUUUGCUCCUUGGGGUAUUAUUUUUUUCCCUCUAAUUGAAUAUUUUUUUGGGGGUUUAAGAAAGCGAGUAAAUAAAUUUGACAAGUACACAAGUUGAUAAACUGUCACAGGAUUUUCUACAGUUGUAAUCCAGAAUUUUUGAAUUUCUUCAACCAUUGUAAAAUGUAACAUCUAUAUUACUAUAUAUAAUUUGUGGAAGCCUUUUUCCUA